AUGAACUCGAAGCCAGUAGGCACUGCUCUUACGUCUCACCAGCUCUCACUCUCUCCCCCACCAUCCGCGGGUUACCAAUCCGCAUACCGCACCCAAAACAAUUCCUCUUACAACCAAUACUCUGCCUCAACUUGCCCUUCCUCUCGCUCGUCCCCAGAUUCGUCUUCCGCCUUCGCAAAUCAAAAUAGUCUUCAUCCGACCACCAACAGUUAUGUUUCCAAUGAUACAUUACCCUGUAGCCGUGGCGCGAGUCCGCCCGAUCAGCAGGACGCGGAUGAGCAUAUACCACCAACUAAACGACUUCGUACAACUACUUUCUUCUCUCAAAUCGACAGCCGCAAUUCAGACAAGCCGUCACACCUCGUGCUUACCCCGUCCCACUUUGCAAUUUCAGCCCAAGAUGUAUAUCGCGGUGUAUCGGGGGCCGAAGAUACAAAGGCCUUGCCUCCUAUAAUGACUCGAGAAGAACAAGCUCAAGGAACAGGGCAUGCGGACAACAGGUUGCCCCUUAUUCGACCCGGUUUCAACAGCGAGAGACACCACAAUCUUCAUUCUACUCCGGGCAGUGACGAUGCUCAUGAAAAUUCGCUAUCGUCGCAUAAACCCACUGAUCAAAAUUCUAAUCCUACCCAGCCGCAGAGCUAUAAGCCUCGAAUUAGUCCUUCAUUCUUCUCCGUCGAACCAGUGUAUCUUUCUGCUCAACUUGAUCGACAAUUUUCACAGUCCCCAAGUGUUCCGACAAAUCCAGUUUCAGCGAAGCAGUCGGCAAGCUCUGAACACCCUUCAUUCGUUCAACUUGAACAUCAGCAUGGGUCUGCUGCCUCUCAUCCCGCCAGCCCCCUUGUGUUAUCAAGUCACCAUCCACAGCCUCUCCUUUCGGCUCAUCCUGCUGGGUAUAUGCCUUCCUUGCCAUCCCCGGUUGGUACUACCAAUGCUCACCACUCCCAGCAUGCCCUUCAUCAUCGUGCCUCUUACCCUGGCUCUCCGUCCAUGACGAUCACACCAAGCUCGGCAACUUUCUCGCCGAAUACAACUACCGCGUUCGGCCGGAUAUCACCCCCUACUGUUCAUGAGCCUUCCUCACCGGCGUAUUGCACUUCUGCCAGCGCGUUUCCUCAUCACGCUGCUGCACAUCUCAUGGGGUCUCCGUACCCUGCCAGUGGUACCGCGACACUCGGAAAUCAGACCGGCGUUUCCUCGGGCAACCGUUCGGUCUCACAACCGUCGUUGACCGCUGCCGAUGCUUCCAAAAGCGAUGGAGGUCGAUGGGCCACCUCUGAUGGGCAAGCACCCCGUCGGCGUGGAAAGCUUCCGCAAGCAGUCACUGCUUUGCUUCGCAAUUGGUUGAUGUCUCACACGAGCCACCCUUAUCCGACAGAGGAAGAGAAGAAGUUUCUGUGCGAGCAGACUGCUCUUAAUAUGAACCAAGUCAGCAACUGGUUCAUCAAUGCACGUCGCCGAAUCCUCGUGCCACCCACAGGCUGUAACUCGACCCACCAGGUGCGACAGCCCAUUCGCAGACAGGCUCAAACCCAACUGGCGCGUGCCGCUGCUGAUGCGGCGGUAGGGAUGGCGCACAGUUUACCUUCCCCAUCUCCCACCUUUCCCUCGGGAGCUUUUGACUUCCGCGGUCCGCACUUUGCCAAUCCUCGCAGUCCUCAUGGAGCUAUAAGCCGUUCGCCAACCUCGCCGGUUACUGGGCAAUACGCAACGUAUCCAUCCUCCUACCAGAUGUCCUCUUCAUCAGCACCAGCGACCCCUCAAUAUGGCUCAUCACCCUACCCAUCUUAUCAAGCUUAUUACCAUCCGACACCCGCAUAUGCCCAUUUGAACGCGAGUUCUAGACUUCCUUCACCUCGCUCGCAGCCGAACACCCCUGGCUACCCCCCACCGCAAAUUGUCUGCCACGCGCCUGAGAGCCAAGAAGCUUAUUCUCGCCCAGUCGCAGUGCAUCCCCCCGAACACCCUGAUACACGUCCGGGCUCCACGGAUAUGCCGAGUUCCCUCAAACUUCCAUGGCAGCACACCCAAUCGCACAUUGAAGAUACCAGCGCGAAUGCCUGCGAGGGUGGUAACUGA
Molecule: messenger RNA, 2079 nt
Organism: Melampsora larici-populina 98AG31
Lineage: Eukaryota; Fungi; Basidiomycota; Pucciniomycetes; Pucciniales; Melampsoraceae
Exons: 6
Coding region: 1-2079 (692 amino acids)
Biological process (GO): regulation of transcription by RNA polymerase II
Molecular function (GO): DNA-binding transcription factor activity, RNA polymerase II-specific; RNA polymerase II cis-regulatory region sequence-specific DNA binding
Source: RefSeq, a predicted model, not a curated record